Molecule: messenger RNA, 5147 nt
Organism: Dendronephthya gigantea
Lineage: Eukaryota; Metazoa; Cnidaria; Anthozoa; Malacalcyonacea; Nephtheidae
Exons: 26
Coding region: 206-4042 (1278 amino acids)
Biological process (GO): adenylate cyclase-activating G protein-coupled receptor signaling pathway; cell surface receptor signaling pathway
Cellular component (GO): membrane
Molecular function (GO): G protein-coupled receptor activity
Source: RefSeq, a predicted model, not a curated record
AUUAGAAUAACGCCUUAAUUGAGCCUACGCCAUCUGGAGUUAGCGCGCAGUUAGUUUUCCUAUUGGCUGUUCACAAGUAGAACACGGAUUAUUUCAUAUUCAUCUCGCGGGAUUGUAUACAUGCAUAGCACCAUAUGGCAUUUGUGCCCUACACGGUGAAGUUUGCAAUCGCACUGGCUUGGUAUAACCCUUGGUCACUUCGACGAUGUUUCCCUCUGGAAAGUUCCCAUCUUACUUCUUCAAAGUUGGCUUACUUCUUGGCCUUACCUCCCGAUCGGUGAAAUGCUCGGCUAAAUACGUUUGCCCGGAAGAGAACAAAGGGUCGUCGUGCAAUGCACAGGACAGGUAUGAAUUCUUUUAUAACGAAUCGACUUGGGAAGAAGCAAAAGAAAUUUGCUCCAAACGUAACGGAACAUUAGUUGACUUCAGUGAUGAGCAAGAUUUAUCAUGUGUCGACAAAACAAAUUCUUCGGAUAAAAACAUCUGGAUAGGACUGACGAAAACGAAUGCAUCAGUAGCUAAAAAGAGGAUUAAUUAUUACUCGUUUGAAAUCGGGCUGUGUGAAUGUGCAAAUAUCAGUGGGCAUUUGAAGAAUUCCUCGUGCACUGGGGACGCAUUUCCAUCAAUUUGUUCGAAAAAACAAGACAAGUGUGAUAAUGGCUGGAAGCGAAAUGGCAGCCAUUGUUAUCUGCCUGUGUAUGACCUAAUGACAUGGUAUGGUGCGUUAGCUCACUGCCGAAGACUGAACAGCACACUUUAUGAAGGCAAUGCUUCCAAAGAUAUAUUAUGUAAUGCGUCACUCGAAAAGUAUUUUUGGACACGAAAUCUCUACAAGAUCAACAUGAAUGAAAGCAUUCAAUGGAAGUUGGUUGGUGGACGUUCUUACAAACAGAAUAAAUGGAGAAUUCCUGACAUGCGCUGCGGUGUUUGUGGUUUCUGGGAAAAUGGAGUUGUUUACCUUAUAACUCCUAAUUGCUCUCAAAACUUUUCCUAUUUGUGUAGAAACGAUUCGCGUGCAAAUCUAACCUCAAAUAACCCGCCAUUGUCUCGGAAAAGCGUCAAUGCUUCGUGUUUACUCCGUAUCUACCCUAACGAGAGCAUCGUGCAGGAGAAUGUGUCGUCGUACUGGUUGGGAAUUUAUAGCAAGAACACGUGCUCUUCUCGCUUGGUAAAGAACCUGCAGAAUGAAACUGAUGAGUUGAAACUGAUAACUUGCUCGUAUGUUUCUCGAAAUUCUGACAAGACAUCCAAUGCAGAUUGCGAUAACAAAAAUCAUGUAAUUUGCGUUAAGUCAGCUCGAUGCGAUCCAGGGUGGAAGAAAUAUAACGAGCAUUGCUAUAAAGUCAGGCGAAGUCAAAAUUUGACAUGGAGAGAAGCUGAGAGAACGUGUGGCCGAUUUGGGUCUCGCUUGUUGAGGAUAGACGACGAUGAUGAGCGGCGGUUUAUUUCCGGGCUGGUGAAUAAUUCUAGGAUGAACUCAUCCUGGAUUGGGCUUCCGUGUAACAUUUGGCGAUGGGUGUCCGAUAAUACAACUGCGAAUUAUACAAAUUGGGACUCAGGGCAGCCAGAAAACAAUAGCACUAAAGACUGUGUUUAUUUUGUUGAGGGAGCGACGGAAUGGGAAAAUGAAGCUUGUUUAUCAAAUCAUUUCUAUAUAUGUGAAAAAGAAGGUACAGCCUGUCAGGAUAAUUAUAAUGCGACAUGGAGACGUUUUGGGAAGUCUUGCUAUAAUUUGUCAGUUGUGCAGAAGACGUGGAGUGGAGCGAAAACGGAAUGCCAAAAAUUGGGUGGAAAAUUGCUCAAAAUUGAUGAUGAAAAUGACCUGGGAAAGAAUAUAUCUACGUGUAUCGUGAGCAUGGAAAAGAAGUUUUGGAUUGGGCUUCGUCGUGUGAAAUCAAUUUGGACUUGGAUAUAUGACGAUAGCCCGCAUUAUUACAAUAAGUCAAAUGAACCGAAAUAUGAACGGCAAAAUUCUCGUUGCUCUUCCCAUUUCGAGAAUUAUAUCUGCAAGAAAUCAGCUCAAUUAUCUGGAUGUCCUAACGACUGGAGAAACCAAAAUGGAUCUUGUAUCCGAGCUUUCAACAAUGUUAGGACCAAGUGGAAGUAUGCUAAUGCCUUUUGCCGUUCGCGGCAUGGUAGCCAUCUUGCAAAUCUUAGUGAUAUCAAACGCAUUAAUGCAUCUCAAUAUUUGGAUUACGGUAAACGAUACUGGAUAAAUAACGCAAGUAUUCAGUGCUACUCCUCACGUGAUCCAUUAGAUGGCUGGCGAUGGAUUGACGGUGAACAAUUCAAUGACAGUAACAGAAGAGGACUUUAUACUGGGAGGCUGAAAUACACUGGCGAUAAUAGAAGAUGUGCCGUACUUCACGUCAGCAAUAAUGGCACGAUGUGGCAAGAUCACUCUUGUCUCACUAAACAGUCCUUCAUCUGCAAAAACAAUUCGAAAGUUAUUGUACCAGGUACAGGUGAAAACUCGAAAGGUAUCAACCCAAGUGCAACUAGAAAUUUCGAGUCAAGCUAUACAAGUGUAAGCUCAGUUGGCAAAGAAAUUUCCGGUGGAAAUUCAACCGCACAGGGGAAAAUUAUUGCAGUUGUCAAGGAACUUCUCCGUUUUAAGCCUAACACUUCAGAGAUAAAAGAUGCCAUGAAAGAAGUGCCUAAGAAUCCGAAUCUUGAAGAAAAACUAGCUGAUGUAAACACAGAAGUCAUUGGAAUUGUCAACUCAAGCUUCAACCUAAAUUUUAAUGCUACAAUUGAAGAAAACGUUUUAGAAGUAAAAGUGUCCACAAAAAGUCUCAAAGAACUACGCCAAAGAAACAAUAUCACAAUGCCGAUACUUACAAUUGAGGAAAAUUGUUCAAAACAAUCAAAUUGUACGAUCAAAAUAAUUGAAAUUCAAUUCAAUGGUGUCGUGGUGAACAGCAGUCACUUAUCGAAUAAUUCUCUCCAGGAAUUUUCCAAUAUAUCCAUGCUUGAUUACAUUGUGAGGGCAAAUGUCAUAUCCGAGCUGGAACCCAAUGAAACAGUGUCCCUAAAUUUCAGAGAAAAGCGAAGCACUGUUUUAAAAAAAGAUGUCGAAUGCGCAUAUCUGGAUAAAGUUCAAUGGAGUAAAAAAGGAAUGAAAUUGCACUCAGUAGACGAAAAUAAUGUUCAUUGUCAAGCGGAUCAUCUCUCAAGUUUUACAAUGAUUGUUCUAGGAGCUGAGGUAGACGAUACUAAUUCUCGUGCCUUGCUAAGCAUCUUUUACAUCGGAUGUACAUUGUCAUUGACUGGUCUUGUUUUCUCGUGUGUUGUGUAUAUUUUGCUACGCAAAGAUCUCAAGAUUUUAACGACCACUCGUCUUUUGGUACAUUUCAACUUACUGAUUGCCCUAGGAUUGACGCAGAUUGGUUUUCUUGCUGGAGGACGCACCACAACAGAUGGGGUUCCUUGUAAGAUUGUGGCAAUUUUUUUGCACUAUUUCACGUUUGCUGGAUUUACCUGGAUCCUGCUGGAAGUUACAUUGCUCUAUUUGAAACUAAUCUCUGUGUACAGUGGAGAGUUUGUCAGGAUGAAGUAUUUCUAUUUGUUCGGCUGGGGAUUUCCUUUGAUAUUUGUUGGCUUAUCUGCUGGACUGAACUAUGAUGUUUAUGGAAAUGAUACAUGGUGUUGGAUCUCUUACGAGGAUGGAUUUAAGUGGUUGAUCUUCGCGCCCGUGAUAAUUAUGACAUCAAUAACAUUUCUAGCCGUCGUUGGCGUUGCUCGUGUGCUGCUCGUUGUCUCGAAGUCCGAAGGAGCCGAUAAUAUGCGAAGAAUAAUUUCUGCCGCCCGAGGCGUUCUCGUAUUGUUUCCAACUCUUGGUCUUUGUUGGGUAUUCGGCAUUAUCGGCGUCAACCACGAUGCCUUGGUCUGGAAAUAUCUUUUUGCAAUUUCCUCUUCCAUUCAGGGGUUUCUAAUUUUUAUGAUUUAUGGAGUUUGCAACACAGAGAUCCGAAGCGCAAUUGCUCGAAAAAUGGGAUUUGAUGUCCAUCCAGCUACCUCCAUGUCGGAACGCAGGUCUUGAACCAAUGUUUUGGCAGAGAAGCAUAUAUAUCAGCAGUUCAACAUGUAGUAUGCACGUAAUCAGCGCACCUAACUUACAAUUAUCUAAGUAAUUAUUAUAAACUAUAUUAAUUAUCUUAAAUAAGAAUUGUCUUUCAAAAAUGUAUAUAUGUAUAUGAAAGACAGCUUACGCGGUGUAACUAAGAAAUUCUGUUUUUAGGACCAGUUGAAAUUGCAAUAUACUAGUUCAUUCUAGCUCAAGACGAGUGAAGAAUUUCAACCAUAAAAUUUAAACAAUUUUACUUCAUUUGUUACAUUUCUACCUUUCAUUUAUUCUACCAUUUUCGAUACAUCUCCACUUCUUACGCGUCAGACUGAUAUUGGACGCAUAUUUUGCAAUUUUAUUUCGCGUUUAUUGCACUUUGUAAUUCUAACGUUCAUGUUAAUAAUUAUUGAUUGUACUGUUCGUGUUCAAAUCUUGUUACGGUGAUGUACUAUUCAGCCCCUCGUAUAUUUCUUGAUAAAUAUAUUUCUUAAAUAUUGUAACAGAUCACUAACGCAAUUGGCUCACGCUGUGUUAGUGUUCCUGGGUCCUUUUUUUUGUUUACCUUGUGAUAACGACUAAAUAUCAAUUGCGUUGGAAAACGAUUAAAAAUAUACUAUGUUAACUUUUUGUAAAAUUGUAUACUUACUAGCUCUUCGUGAGAUAUUCAACCAUACUUGAUAUUCAAGAAAUAUACCCUUAUCAGAUUACCACAAUUGUAUAUAAAUAUACUGAAUAGCAAAGAAAACUACGGCCGACAUGCAGUUUUGCUAAACGGGAAACUGAAACACUUUUUGAAAGUUCAGCUCCCAAAAUAGAUAAUAUUCAGGGGGUAAGUAUAGAACUGACAAAAAGCAGCUUUUUGUUCAUGCCAAAGGAAUUUUAAAUUAAAUUUAUUUCGCUCAUAAAAAUGGUAUUUAUUGCACCAAAACUUUAAUGUAUAUAGCUAUGAUAUAAGACAAUUAUACCACCCCUCUCAUCGUAUAUAGCUGACAUAGGACUCCAGCUCGUGGUUAUAAAUAGUCUUUAAAAACUAGAAUAGACUACAUAGGGUGUAAGCCCAGUAUAUAUGAAUGCUCUUUAA